Rana temporaria (common frog) is the source of this 5595-nucleotide messenger RNA. RefSeq names its product solute carrier family 22 member 23 (gene SLC22A23). NCBI's taxonomy places the organism in Eukaryota, Metazoa, Chordata, Amphibia, Anura, Ranidae. Bases 747 to 2714 code for a protein of 655 amino acids. Gene Ontology annotation, cellular component: membrane. Gene Ontology annotation, molecular function: transmembrane transporter activity. The record is from RefSeq and is a predicted model, not a curated record. The transcript has 10 exons. Gene Ontology annotation, biological process: transmembrane transport.
UGUAGUGAGAGUAGAGCGGCCGAAUGAGAUUUGUCGGUGUCCCGGCUGUGGGAGGAGGUGGGGAUGUGUUGUGUGUGAGCUGGCCUUUGUGGAUGUGAUCGGAUCACCUCUGACAAGUCUACAGGCGGAUCUCCUCCUCCAGCAUGGGGAUUCCUCCUGGGCGCUGACACUCGGCUGGUCCGGUGUGUACGGAGGAGGACACGGGGGUGUGUGCGAUCCCGGAUUGUGUGAUCAUUGGAGGAGGUCACCUGUACAGGAGAGCAGCGUCCAUACAUUGCCAUUCAUCAGACCCAUGUGGACGGCUCAGCGGGGGAUCUACCCGGGGUCGGGGAUCGGAGGGAUCUAGCUGGGAUUGGGGAUCGGAGGGAUCUACCCGGCAUCGGAGGGAUCUAGCUGGGAUCGGAGGGAUCUAGCUGGGAUCGGAGGGAUCUACCCGGGAUCGGUGAUCGGAGGGAUCUAGCUGGGAUCAGAGGGAUCUACCCGGGAUCGGUGAUUGGAGGGAUCUAGCUGGGAUUGGGGAUCGGAGGGAUCUACCCGGGAUCGGAGGGAUCUAGCUGGGAUCGGUGAUUGGAGGGAUCUAGCUGGGAUCAGAGGGAUCUACCCGGGAUCGGUGAUUGGAGGGAUCUAGCUGGGAUCGGAGGGAUCUAGCUGGGAUCAGUGAUCGGAGGGAUCUAGCUGGGAUCGGUGAUCGGGACUGAUGAGUGUUGCACGGUGUGAGUGAUCGGCUGCCCCUGGCAGGAGGUGGCAUGAUGGCCAUAGACCAGGAUCGGGAGAGUGGUUGGAUGAGAGAGCCGGAGGCCGAGGAGAAUGGCUCAGUACUGCCCGCUUCCAGCACUGCGAUGCCCACAUCCUCAGAGGAGAUGUCCGCCGCCCCCGCUUCUUCCCCCGCACACCCGGGCUCCCGCUACAACCCUCUACUGCUGGACUUUGAUGGCUCGGUGCUGCCCUUCCUGGGGGGGCUGGGCACCUUCAACAAGCGCCUGGUACUGCUCACCUGGAUCCCGGCUCUGUUCCUUAGCUUCAGCCAGUUCUCAGACUUCUUCCUCCUGGACAUUCCGGAUAAAUGGUGCAAGACUAAUGGCACCAUGGCGAUGAUGAACACUGCCCAUGACAGCCACCUGCGCCUGGGUAAUGCCACCACCACCCGUGCCCCAGAGGUCAUGCUUCUACUGCCACCCCCACAGCUGCCCACCACACCACCCCCUAUGGUUAGAACACUGCCCCCCAACAAUGACUCCUGCCUGUGCCACCAAUGGAACUAUCAAAUCCAUGCUGGCCUAGUCCAAAAUGUAGUGAGCAAGUGGGAUCUGGUCUGUGACUCUUCAUGGAAAGUCCAUAUAGCUAAAUUCUCACUGGUCGUUGGGUUGAUAUUUGGUUACUUGAUUACAGGAUGUAUUGCUGACUGGAUCGGCCGACGUCUUGUGCUGCUGUUUUCUGUAAUCUUCAACCUCAUUUUUGGACUUUCUGUGGCUCUCUCUGUCAAUGUGACCAUGUUCAGCACGCUCAGGUUUUUUGAAGGAUUCUGUCUUGCUGGGAUUUUCCUCUGCUUGUAUGCAUUGAGAAUAGAACUGUGCCCUCCUGGCCACAGAUUCAUGAUCACAAUGGUGGCCAGUUUCAUUGGAAUGGCCGGGCAGUUCCUUUUGCCAGGGUUGGCAGCUCUCUGCAGAGACUGGCAGAUCCUCCAGGCUGUCAUCAUCUGCCCUUUUGUCUUGAUGCUCUCCUACUGGUACAUCUUUCCGGAGUCACUGAGAUGGCAGAUGGCUACAAUGCAGUUUGAAGCUUCUAAGAAGCAAAUUCUUCAGAUCCUUCACAGAAACAGAGUGAACACAGAAAGCGACAUUAAAGGAGUGAUGCCAGAAUUGGAGAGAGAGCUACUGAUAAGACCAAAAAAAGUUUGCAUUGUGAAAGUGGUGGGAACAAGGAAUUUGUGGAAGAAUAUUCUUGUUCUCUGUGUGAAUUCGCUGACUGGAUACGGGAUACACCACUGUUUUGCCAAAAGUCUUAUGGACCCUGAAGUCAACAUGAACACAAGCAUCAUGCACAACUUCUACGCCAACUAUUUUGCUAUGGCAGGAAUUACACUCGCAUCAUGCCUGGCAAUGUGCCCCGUUGUUGGAUUUUUAGGAAGGAGAGGGGGAUUGCUUCUAUUCAUGAUUUUAACUGCCCUUGCGUCUCUUCUUCAGCUAGGACUUCUGAAUUUGAUUGGAAAAUAUACGCAACGUCCUGAUACAGGUAUGAGUGAAACUGUGAAAAAUAAAUUCUCUAUCGUAUUCUCAAUCAUUGGCAUGUUUUCGUCUCAUGCUGUUGGAAGUUUAAGCGUCUUUUUCUGCGCGGAAAUCACCCCCACAGUAAUCAGGGGUGGUGGCCUUGGACUGGUUCUAGCCAGUGCUGGUUUUGGAAUGUUAACAGCCCCGAUCAUGGAGCUUCAUAAUCAGAAGGGAUACUUCUUACAUCAUGUCAUCUUUGCCUGUUGCACAUUGAUCUGUAUAAUUUGCAUUCUUCUGCUGCCCGAGAGUAAAAACCAAAAUCUACCAGAGAAUAUCCCUGAUGGAGAGCAUUACACUCGACAGCCUCUCCUACCUCACAAGAAAGGAGAGCAGCCCCUCUUGCUAACAAACUCAGAACUCAAGGACUACUCUGGCCUGCAUGACUCUGUAGCCAUGGGAGAUGGAGUCUCUGAAAACACAACCGUCAACGGCAUCAAGUCAGCAUAGCUGGACAUGUCUCGUGAAAGAACAUCAUCUAUUUAUUAUUUGUUUCCCCUUUGCACAGGUCUUACAGGCCAACCACAGGAUUGUCUGACACUGGGGCACCCUCCUACGUGGCUGCUAAACCUUGUUAACCUAAAGAAAAAAAACCACCAAGAGGAAAUGGUUUCCAGCAAAUUUCAGAAAAAAAAAACUACAUUUCCUUUGUCAACAAAUGUUCUACCCUUUUCCAUCAAUAUAGUUGUGUUUUGUGUCACUCCAGUCGGUCACAAGAUAAACAUGUGUCUACUGCAACCAUUCUUGAGCAAAAUAAUCUGAAUAAUUGGCAAUACCCUUCAUUUUUUAGGAUCCCAUCCUACAUCUUCCAAUUUGUAUUUCUUUCUCUUUUAACAAAUGCAGAAAUUGCCCACAUAGCAUUAAAAAAAAAAAAGUACUGCGACUCAUUGGUUGUUGUGCAGGGGUUGGUCUCAGUUUCAAGCGUCCAUAAAUACUUUUAGCUGGAAAUAAUCUGGCACAAUGAAGGGGCAACUUGUCUAAGCUCUAGUAGGUUCUGCCCACUAGUGGUUUAAAAAAAAAAAGACUUUUUGCACAAAGUGUGAAGGACAUUUACACUGUACGUAAACAAGUGUGAAGCGAAGACUGAGUGAAUGGACUCCAGUUCAGUUUUUUUUUUUUUCUAAAAUACUUGAGCAAUACAGACCAAUUGGGAAAUGAAGCAAAUACCACUACCUUGAAAGAAGUCUGUCGACUGCUGUAUGUUCCUCCUGUGACAUGCAGCUGCGACCGAGCACACCUAACCCCUCAGGUUUCACGUUUUGACGUUGAAGACAUUUGGGAGAAUGCUUUUAGAGAUGUGCGGUAAAUAUGUGCCAAAUUCUGCAGAAUCCUUCCCUCCUUGUAUGAGCAGAACGUUACCUGCUAAUUGUAGCCAGGAUCUGGUUUUCAUCAACAAGAACAUGAUUACACCAAUACUUGUGUGAUGCUUUAGCUGUCCUGAUUCCCAGGUAAAUCAUGCAAAUUGGCAUUAGUGACUGCCACAAGGUUAUUUGGUCUCUGGAAUCCCACUUGACAUGUAGCAGAUUUUUAGCCCUACCACCAGAGUUCACGAAAGUUGGAUUACAUGGACAAUAUUGUUUAUAUCGGAGAAUGUGAAAUUUUGCAUUGAAAAGUUGGGGAUCUUUAAAAUGUACCUUAAACAGUUAACUGAUUUUUUUCGUCAAAAUGCUUGGGUUUCAGGAUUCGAUGUAGGGAGCCUUAUUGACUAAUCCAAAGAUCACUAAGCCCUCUCGCUCCCAAUUCAAGAUUGGGUAUUGAUAUAAUACAAUACUGGUUUAUAGGCAAUUGCUACUGGAAGUAGUAGUGCAGAUACUGUACAAAACAAUGCACCUGCAAGGUAAAUCCAAUCUAUAGCACGGUGCAGAGGAAUAACAUGUUAAUGUUUUUUUGGUUACUGGUCAAGCUGUUAAAGACAGCAUUACAAGAUUAAAAAAAAGCAGCAUUACAAGAUUUAAAAAAAAAGCAAAAACAUUUUUUAGCCGUAAAAAAAAAGGAAAAAGAAUUCCAACUGCCAAGGUUAGAGUAGUAAACCAGUUUUCCUUAAACUUGGCCUUCAGAAAGGCAUAAAGGUACAGAAUAACCUCCAUGGAAGUGUAGUAAUUGUAAACUGUUACAUUUAGUGCUUUCUAGUUGAAUACUGUUAAUUAUAUAAUAAUGUGAACAAUGCUUUUUGGUGACUAUUUUGACGCAUCAUGAGAAAGAUCAGAAAAAAAAAAAAUCUUUAAACAAAAACAAAUCAACCUUUGGCCGGUUUAGUUUUGUGAAUUGGAGGGAGGGAUGUCGGGGGUUUGUACAAAUUGAAAUUCAAUGUUAGUAUUUUAAUAAGUGUUUCUAAAUGUUGUAGAGCCAAAAUCAUGGGUUCACCAAACUGGAAGAAGUGCCAUUAAAUGAACUGUUAAGUGUUGACCACUUUACCGUUGGGAUGACUUAAAGUGCACUGCAUCCUCUCUUACAAAAAAAAUACAAGACAAAAAAAAAGAUAGGGAUACGAUGCACCUUAUAAAACUAAUGUGUUCUGAAGUGUACUGUGAGUGGUUUUUGGAGGAAAUUAGCCUAUUUUAGACUAGGUGUUUAAAACACCAUUCCAACCCAUUUGUUUUCAGUCAUGAAAGUGGUAACUUUUAAUGUCCUCUUUGUAUAGUAUCCUUGAAACAAUUGUUCAUUUAUUGUGAGCAUUGUACUGUAGACUCUUUAAACCACUAAUAUUAAUCCUGCUAUCAUGUUCAUCACUUUAAGAGCCAAUGCAAUAGUUUGAACUGGCCAGCCAUACAAAGCUACUGCACCAGUUGAUUUAUUUUUUUAAGACAACACUAAUUGUACACCUCCAGGCACAUGCUAUCAUUACACAAGGGACAAUAAUUGUGUGUUUUUUAUUAUUAUUUUUUGCACUAACGUGAUACGUAACCAUACAAACAAUGUUAUAGGUUAUUGCUAAAGGAUACUUGGCUGCAACUCAAUGCUUUUUGAGAUCUGUGAAACCUUAAUAAACUAUAGUACACAGAUUGAUUUAAAAAUCUGGAUGUAUUUAUAAGUAAUUUCAUCUCCUGCUGUUUGGGUUUGCAAAAAAAAUAUAUAUAUUUUUUGUAAUAGUAUCCCUAUAAUAUAAGAGAACCUACAUUUUUUUCCCCUGUGUUUUAGGACAACAAAAUCAUUUUAUUUUUUUGUUUCAAUUCAGGAGUCGUUUUGGUGGUACACAUCCAUAGCACAAGCUUUCAAAUGGAAUACUGAUAAAAAUGUCUUACAAAACUAAAUGUGUGCAUGUCACCUGGUUGUAUCAGCGCAAAAUUAUUUGUACUGUAUGUGUACAGAAAUAAAAACAUACAAAACUACA